GAAAGAAAUGGGAAAAAUGUAAUCAAUACUUUUCUGUUUAAGCAUUUCUUGGGACUGGGAAAAUUCUUAAUUGAGUUGAAAAUAAUUAGUAGUUAUGAUUUGAAGAUCUAUUUUUCGGUUAUUAAUUAAAAUGAAAUUUAUUACAAGAACUUGUGACUUAAAAGUAAUUAAACAAAGUCUUCUUUUCUGAUGCACUGACAGAUGUUUCAUGAGUCACAAGAACAAAAAAGAAUCAGAUAUUCUAGAGACGCUGACAUGACUGAAAUCAGCAAAGAAUUACCUUUAGUAAAAAAAGUGAAGACACAUGAACAGUUGGAGCAUGGUGCAUCUGGUGAAAUACUACCAGCUCGAAUGUUUGAUUCUGAUGAUGUUGAUAUUCUAAAAGAACAACUCAGAGUAGCUCAUGACAAUAUUCAGUUUUUAAAAAAUGAACAUGCAUUUAUGUUAAAAGGACUGCAUGAUGAAAUUGAACAACUCCAUAAUUUAUGCAGAGAUCUACAGUUUCGUUGUGAAGCAGAAGGCUGUAUUUUACCUGAUAGUGAUUUUUUUAAGUGCAGUGUAAAAUCUCUUGAACAAAAAGUAAAUAAUAUGCUGAAGGAAAACUCUGAGUUGAAACGGAAGCUUGCCGAAAGUCAUCAAGCUAUUGAUAUACUCGACCAAAAAGAAAAACUUGCAUUGUGGCAAUACCAUCAAGAACUAGAACAAAGAGACAAUGCUAUAUUACGUCUGGAAAAAGAACUUGAAUCCAAAUGCAAUAUAAUAUCACAGUUAAGCUCUCAAGGUGCUAGGCGGAAAAAAGGCAAUUUCUGGCGACGUUUCAGUUUUAACUCAUCUAACAAUCCGUCAACAUCCAGCUCAGUGCCUCAUACCAAAGUACAGCAACCAUGUGUAGAACACUUAAGCAAAGAAGACCUUCCAUCAGAGAUACAAAAUUCUCUGCCAUCGUUUGAGUCUCAGUACCAAAGUUAUUCAUCAUAUUCAUCUCUUUCUGACAAGAGUAUUUCUGAUGACGAAGGUUUCGGACAGCGUUGUGGAGAGAAUGUAGAAGACCAAAAACUAACUGUGAAACUACCUCCUAUAUCAAACUUGCCAAUCGUAUCAACGCGCCAGUUAGUGAGACAUCAGAUUAGAAUCCACAGUUUAGCUAAUAAUAUGACAUCUGAUACUUUAGCCAUAGAUCAAAUGCCAUCACCAGAAGUGUCUGUCAAAAGACUAAAUAAAGCCUAAUUAAUUUAUACGAAGCUAUAUAUAUAUAAAUGAUUUAUAGCUAUUUUCUCAUGUGUAGACGCAUUUUUAUAUUUAUUUAUUUCUGAAAUAUUUUUGUGAUUGACAAAAUAAAAUACAAAAUCGCCAUU
Messenger RNA from Stegodyphus dumicola, 1355 nucleotides. RefSeq lists its product as uncharacterized. The record is from RefSeq and is a predicted model, not a curated record. NCBI's taxonomy places the organism in Eukaryota, Metazoa, Arthropoda, Arachnida, Araneae, Eresidae.